UCCACACGACAUAUUAUUCGACGAAUUGGAGGAUGAAAGACUUAAUGAUGAGGAACGAGCAGAAGCAUGGAGGGACUAUGAGAGAGAACGUGCAGGAAUAUCUUAUGAUGGUGGACCUUUUGGUACUCAAGCACUUCCACCACUCAUCCCCGCAACUCAACUUUUUCAACAGCAACAGGCUUAUCAAUUGGCAUUACAACAACAAUUCCAGUUUUCUAAAUCGAUGGAACUUCUUUUCCAAUUAUAUCGAAGUGAUCGAAUUUACAAUAGAAGUUUAAAAGUAAAUGGAAUGACACAUCAAAUGGCAAUGUCAAUAUUUAAAAUAAAGACAUUUCUUGCUUAUUUUAUUUAUUUUGUUCCGAAAAAUUUGUCAGGCAAAAUAAAUGAUUCUGAGGGAGUUAAAAGAUAUUUUGUAUCUAUUGUUGAUCAAGCAAUGCAACAAAAUGAAAGUCCACAAGUUCUCUAUGCAAAAGCUUUAUUUAUUUUAAGCACUACAAUUAAUUUGGUUAAAGAUUUACCCCAAUGCAGUAUUGGUGUUCGUUAUAUUUCCAAUCUCUUUCCUGAUAUUGAAAAAAUUGGCAGGAAUAUAUUAUAAAUUAUUUGAAAAAAACGUUUUUUUUAUUUUAUUAUUCUUGUGAUUUUGCUUAAUUAGAUGCAAUGUUUGAAUUUUUAAAUGAAUGUUUUGUAUUUUUGUAAAGCUUGCAUCUAUUAAUUUUUC
This is a messenger RNA of Meloidogyne enterolobii, 718 nucleotides long. NCBI's taxonomy places the organism in Eukaryota, Metazoa, Nematoda, Chromadorea, Rhabditida, Meloidogynidae. The record is from the annotation of a GenBank genome assembly.